GCCACCGUGAGGAACAGAGAGUCCUACUCCAGGAGCUGAGAGCCAUUGUGGCUCAACAGAGCACCAAACUGAAUGAGAUGGGAGCCACCGUGGAGGAACAGAGAGUCCUACUCCAGGAGCUGAGAGCCAUUGUGGCUCAACAGAGCACCAAACUGAAUGAGAUGGGAGCCACCGUGGAGGAACAGAGAGUCCUACUCCAGGAGCUGAGAGCCAUUGUGGCUCAACAGAGCACCAAACUGAAUGAGAUGGGAGCCACCGUGGAGGAACAGAGAGUCCUACUCCAGGAGCUGAGAGCCAUUGUGGCUCAACAGAGCACCAAACUGAAUGAGAUGGGAGCCACCGUGGAGGAACAGAGAGUCCUACUCCAGGAGCUGAGAGCCAUUGUGGCUCAACAGAGCACCAAACUGAAUGAGAUGGGAGCCACCGUGGAGGAACAGAGAGUCCUACUCCAGGAGCUGAGAGCCAUUGUGGCUCAACAGAGCACCAAACUGAAUGAGAUGGGAGCCACCGUGGAGGAACAGAGAGUCCUACUCCAGGAGCUGAGAGCCAUUGUGGCUCAACAGAGCACCAAACUGAAUGAGAUGGGAGCCACCGUGGAGGAACUGAAGAGAGAGAACGGAGAGAGACCGAAGGUGGCCUUCUCAGCCUCGCUGUCUGAAUCCAAAGGACCAAAUAGUGAAGGUGUCAUCCUGGCCUACAAACAUGUCUUCAACAAUAUUGGUGAGGCUUACAGUCCGGUGACAGGUAUCUUCAGAGCACCGGUUAAUGGAGUCUACUACUUCACAUACACUGCCUUUACAACCUCCAGCAAGGGGAGAAGAGUGUCGCUGUAUAAAAAUGGACAUGUAAUGGUGACUGUGACCGAUGACGUUUCAGACUCGGAGGACGGUGGAACCAAUGGUGUCACACUGCAGCUGGAUGCAGGAGACGAGGUCUACACUCGACUGAUGGAAGGAUUUAACAUCUUUGAUGACAAUCACCACAGCACCUUUACUGGCUUUCUGCUCUUCACUUAGAAAACAGUUUAUUCUAUCGCUGAAUCCUACUGCUUUAGAAGGAUUUAAUGACAUAUAGUACCAUAAUUUAUGACAUAUAGUACUAUGAUUUAAUGACAUAUAGUACUAUGAUUUAUGACAUAUAGUACUAUGAUUUAUGACAUAG
This is a messenger RNA of Oncorhynchus gorbuscha (pink salmon), 1161 nucleotides long. RefSeq lists its product as uncharacterized. Lineage: Eukaryota; Metazoa; Chordata; Actinopteri; Salmoniformes; Salmonidae. Gene Ontology annotation, molecular function: protein binding. The transcript has a single exon. The coding region runs from base 78 to 1016 and encodes 312 amino acids. The record is from RefSeq and is a predicted model, not a curated record.